AUGGCAAGAUUGGAUAGAAUGAGGCAAAACCAAGAGAUAAUUGAUGCUUUGAGAUUGAAACAUAUCUCAACUUCUCUAAAGGAUUCUGCUCAGUCCAAUUGUGCAAAAGGGAAAAGAAGUAGAGCUAAUAUUGUGGUAGAUGAUGAUUAUGUACCACCUAUUAGUGAUGAUGAGAAUGAUGUUGAGUCAUCUAAUUCUUUAAUUCAUAAGUUACAAAUGGCACCAGGACGACUUACACGCUUGCAAGGUGAGGCAUCUAUCUCGGCGAUCCAAUCUACGGUUCAAUCUACGGAAACACCUCCUGAAGCAAAUCCUCCUACCCAAAGUUCUUCUAGUGCGGAGGCUACCGACGCAUUAACUAGCACAACUGGAUCUACUAUCAGAAAUACCUGUGGAACAACAUGUGGUAUAGCAGUACGGGCACUUGUUGAAAAAAGUGGUAAACUGCCAAUACAUAUUGCUGCAGAGUAUGAUGCUCCUACUUAUAAAAAGCUCGUACAAUCUCAUGGUGCUGACUAUGCAAAAAGUCACCCACCAAAGAAUGCCACACUUAAGCAGUGGACUGGACUCAUUGAAGGGAAAUGGACCAAUAAGGACUGGCUGGAAAAAUCAAGAAAGAACUCUGAAAAUAGGAACAAAACUUUAGGCAAACAUAGAUGCAGGACAAAGGCACUUACUGUUAGGGUUGAUGAAGAGACAAAUAAUAAUGGCGAUCAAGUUCCUGAAUUGGCAAAAAUCUACAAAGAUAUUCAUUUCAAUCCAAAUACAAAUAGGUGGAUACACCAUGAGGAUGAAGCGACAUAUUAUGUUUGUGCUAUAGGAUCAUCUUCCAAGCUAAUUGUUGGUGAAAUUGUCAUAGGUAUUUCCGCUGCUGUGCUUGUGAUUACAGUAGUCUGUAUCAUAAUAUGCUGCCUUAGAAGAGAACAAUUGAGUAAGGCAUUGAUCUUUAGGAGGACAGCAAGGAAAAACUAUGAAAAUCUCAGGGCAAUUAUAUUGAAUUACGGUUCACUUGCUCCCAAGCAUUAUAGUUAUUUAGAGAUCAAGAAGAUGACAAACUCAUUCAUAAACAAACUAGGGCAAGGAGGAUACAGCAGUGUAUACAAAGGAAAGCUACCAGAUGGUAAGCUCGUGGCAGUAAAAGUUCUAAGUGAAUCAAAAGGCAAUGGAGAAGAUUUUGUUAAUGAAGUUGCAAGCAUUAGUAGGACUUCUCAUGUUAAUAUAGUCACUCUAUUAGGUUUCAGUUGUGAAAAGAACAAGCGAGCUCUAAUAUAUGAAUUCAUGCCCAAUGGAUCUCUAGACAAGUUCAUAUACCAUCGAGAUUCUUCAGCAACAAAUUGUCGUUUGGAAUGGAAAACAUUGUACAAAGUCGCAGUUGACAUUGCUCGAGGACUAGAAUAUUUACAUCGAGGUUGUAGCACAAGGAUCCUGCAUUUCGACAUAAAACCUCAGAAUAUUCUUUUAGAUGAAGAUUUCAACCCAAAAAUCUCUGAUUUUGGCCUUGCUAAACUCUGCCAAAGAAAAGAUAGCAUUGUAUCAAUGCUUGGCAUGAGAGGAACAGUAGGGUAUAUAGCCCCAGAAGUAUUUAGUCGGAACUUUGGAGGAGUCUCUCAUAAGUCCGAUGUUUAUAGCUAUGGAAUGCUUGUUCUUGAAAUGGUUGGAGGAAGAAAGAAUUUUGAUAAUGGAGUGUCCAAGAGUAGCGAAAAAUAUUAUCCAGAUUGGAUUUAUAAGGAUCUUGAACUAGGUAUGGGUGGAAGAACAUAUGGGGUCAUGACAAUGGAGGAACAAGAGACAACAAGGAAGAUGAUACUGGUGAGUUUAUGGUGCAUUCAAAUGAAUCCAUCCGAUCGACCAUCCAUGAAUAAGGUGGUAGAGAUGUUAGAAGGAACCCUUCAUUCCUUACAAAUUCCUCCAAAGCCUUUCUUAUGUACGCCUGAAGGGUCACCAGUAGAUUCUUCCACAACUUUGUAAAAAUGAGCUAAAAGAUUUACAAGGAAAAAUACAGAUCCAGCAUUGGGCGGAAUAAAAGAAACAUUCCUCAUCAGUCAUUACAUGUAUGAAUUUCUUAUAUUUAUGCUUGAAUUAUACAUGAUAUGUUUUACUCUUGACUACGAAAGCUGAUGAGAGUACCAUGCUUGUCUUACUUUGUGGUCUCGAUAUGGAUCU
Quercus robur (English oak) is the source of this 2163-nucleotide messenger RNA. RefSeq names its product PR5-like receptor kinase. The transcript has 8 exons. Lineage: Eukaryota; Viridiplantae; Streptophyta; Magnoliopsida; Fagales; Fagaceae. The coding region runs from base 1 to 1968 and encodes 655 amino acids. The record is from RefSeq and is a predicted model, not a curated record. Gene Ontology annotation, biological process: protein phosphorylation. Gene Ontology annotation, molecular function: ATP binding; protein kinase activity.